Messenger RNA from Pocillopora meandrina, 5269 nucleotides. The record is from the annotation of a GenBank genome assembly. NCBI's taxonomy places the organism in Eukaryota, Metazoa, Cnidaria, Anthozoa, Scleractinia, Pocilloporidae.
AUGCCUAGGGAAACUACAGAAGUUAGCUGUUGUGUGAAGUAUCUUCUCUUCUUUUUCAAUGUGUUUUUCUGGGUAAGUUUUUGAAAGAAAUGUACACAUACUAUGAGAUUUGUUGACAACUAAAGCGACAUGGCUCUUUUGUGAAAUUGAAUACAAAUAAGCCAUGCACAUUGUUGAUUGCUUCGUCUAUCGUGUUUUCCAUCGUUUUCUAUCGUAGAGUUUGUUUUUGCUUCAAUUGUUUCAGGGAAAGGACAGAAUGAGUUAUUGAAGCGGCAUUUAGGUUAUUUUAUCAAUUUGACACGGAGCUGUAUUAGUAUGAAUCACAUAGGACACUACCUAAACCAUACUACUAAUGCCGUAAUUACGAAAGUAUCAAGUUAUGUCCGGUUUUGCGUGGUCAGAAACGAAUUCUCACCACAUUCAAAUAACGUAGAAUUAGCUGAGAUGGUAGAAUGGUGUGGAAAGUUUACCACUGUUGAGUUAAUUUGUUAAAAUGUUAUUUAAUAUUGUUCCAACGAAUAUUUGCGUUGUCACGUAUGUGUCGGUCAAACUUUAACACGAACAAUAUUUCUUUCCGGAAAAUUUGAUAAAAUAUAAAAUAUUUCUCACAAUUUUCACCUUAUAUCAGCAGUCCUUUUUUUGUUUGUUUUCUCCUUUCCUUAAGAAUGAUCAGUAAAUCUGAGAGUGAUCAAAUUCCAUGCUAUGUUGGGACAUGUGCAUGUGUACAAGUUCUCACUUGUCUCUUGUGAUAUUUAGAGGUGGAUUGAAAUUUUCACCUCUUAAUAUUUAUCGUGGCUAUAGCACACGAAAUUUUCAUUUGUCUUUUUUGUCUAGGGUUGUUAUAAAUUUAUCUCUUCUUGAGUCUUUGGUUAGCUUCAACUAUCCAUUGUGCAGGUCUUUGCAUGUCUUUAGUUAUCAUCCUUGUACUUAUAAAAGAGUCCCAUGGUUUAUUGCCAGCGAAAAAAGAAGCCUGUCUGAGAAUUUUCUCCAGAUAUCUUGUUUUCUUAUGGUACAGAAGUUGAGUUUGUCCAAAUUUGAAUAACAGUCAAACUCUGAACAUUCCAUGAUAAACUUUUGAAGUGUGUUGGAUAUUGGCCACAUUAAAUUUCACUUAGGAUUAUUGUAUUGCCAAUAUUACCAUCAGUUAGAAUAAAGUUCUGUACUUGAGGGCCCAGUUGUAUAAAGGGCAGAUAAUGCUAUUCCGUGGAUAAAUUGCUAUCCAGCAGAUAAGUGACAGCAAAAGGUGAAGCAUUAUUCACAGGAUAGAGAUUUAUCUAGUGGAUAGUGAUAUCUGAACCUUGAACAGCAGGGGUCAGAACAAUAUGUUUUGCAUCUUACAGGAAGUGUUGGACGUAGGAGAAAUUUGAGUCCCUAUGAGGAAUCAAACCUCAGACUUUCAGGUUCUAUACUCUAAGGUUCCAGACCGGACCAACACUCAGGGUCUUAAAAUUAACUGAGGAGAAUGUGCUGCCUUUGUAAUUAUAUCAGCAAAUGGUUAGACAUUCAAGUCUUCUCGGAUAAGGACUAUAAACCGUAGGCCCCGUCUCCUGCAUCUUCAGUGUUACAUGGUCAGCAGGGGACGUUAAAGAACCCACACAUUUGUCGAAAAGAGUAGGGCACGUAGUUCCCGGUGUGGUGGUCUAUCUGUUGUUUCAUUGUACAUUUCAUGCAUGGGUUGGGUGGGUGAGUGAGAUCAAAUAUGAACUGAUAGUGGCAGCCAGAGGCGCCUUUACAAGCUGACGUUCGAUCUCACUCAAUUAGAAUUGUAAACCGCCUUGAGACAGUAUGUGAUAUGUGCGGUAUAUAAAUACGUUCAUUCAUUCAUUCAUUCAAUAUACAGCCAAAGAAAACUAAAAUUUCUACUAAUCAAACUAUAUAAGUUAUAUUACUUAUCUAAUAAAUUGUUUUUUUAUCAUAUAUGUAGCUGAUUGGAGGCCUUACAACUGCUGUUGGCCUCUAUGCACGAUUUGAAAAGACCAGAUAUCAAGGCUUCUUUAAUGACAUUGUUAUGGACCCAGCCUUUGCACUGAUCAUAACUGGAGGGAUCAUGUUUAUCCUUGGAUUCACUGGUUGCAUCGGUGCUUUGAGAGAAAAUGUUUGCCUUCUGAAGUUUGUAAGCUUAUGUUGUCUCCAGUCUGUAUCUGCUACAGUGUAGUCUAGACAUAACUUUUGAAACAGGGAAAUUGUGUGUUUAUUAAAUCAACUAAGCUAGGUUGAGCCUGGCUAACUGAACCAUCCUAUUCCCAUUCUGUCAGUUUUCAGAGCUUCUCAAGUAUGGCACCAAAUAUGGAUUUCCGCCAUUUAUAAGGCAUUUUAACUUUUCUUGUUGUCAUCCAAGAUUUUAUUUCUAAGAUUUGUCCAGCCACAUUGAUGGCCAUAGAUCCAUUAUUUACAACUGGCACUUAUCAUGUAUUUAAAACAGGUGUCUGUAGUUUAAGUCAUUUACUUCAAUCUCAGAACAUUACGUGUACCUUUCUAUGGUAGUAUGGUAUUAAUUCCAUCUAUUGAUCUAUAUUUUUUCUUUUCAGUUUUCAAUUGUCCUGGCAAUCAUAUUCUUCCUUGAAUUAUCUCUGGGAAUUUUUGUCUUUGUGUUUCAAGAUAAGGUAAGUUUUGUUUUUUAUUUAAGGGGAAGAGAAGGGGAUUUAAAAAUCACUAUAUUCAUUCAUUUUGUCAGUUUAUUUUAUUCUAGAGAACAACUACUGUCAACUUCUUGGCAUGCAUGCAAUAUUGUGGGUGCCACCAAGUUCUUUAAGAUGAUAACUGUAGAAAUUGGUUCCUUGACUGAAGAUCAGUUUGUUUGUUGAAUUUCAGGUUGAAGGUAUUGUAAAGAAGAAAAUAGAUGAAACCAUUGAGAGUUACAGGGACAAUGUGGAUCUACAGAGUUUUAUUGAUGGAAUUCAACAAGAGGUUUUUGUGAUUUUGAUCCAAUACUCAUAUUAACAAGUAACAUGUAGAUAUUUAUGUUGCUUUUUUUCUUUUUUUUAACAAUGAUCAGCCAACUUAAUGAAGAAAAGCUGUGAGUCAUGAUUUAUUGAAAUUGAAAUGAGAAGCUUUGAUCUAUACUCUAUAACUAAUUAAAAGGCCUCAUACAGAUUUUGCAUGUUCUGAAUUUGUUUAUUUCGUGUUGCAGUUCAAGUGUUGUGGUGGAGAAACUUACAAUGACUGGCAAAGAAACAUAUACUUUAACUGUUCCUCUCCAGGUGCAGAGGCUUGUGGUGUACCAUUUUCAUGUUGUCAUGAGGUCAGUCAUACACAGGUGUACAUGCAUUUAUACAGAGCUUACCUGGUGUUGUCAUGAGGUCAGUCAUACACAGGUGUACAUGCAUUUAUACAGAGCUUACCUCGUGUUGUCAUGAGGUCAGUCAUACACAGGUGUACAUGCAUUUAUACAGAGCUUACCUGGUGUUGUCAUGACAUCAGUCAUACACAGGUGUACAUGCAUUUAUACAGAGUUUACCUCAUGUUGUCAUGAGGUCAGUCAUACACAGGUGUACAUGCAUUUAUACAGAGCUUACCUGGUGUUGUCAUGACAUCAGUCAUACACAGGUGUACAUGCAUUUAUACAGAGCUUACCUCAUGUUGUCAUGACAUCAGUCAUACACAGGUGUACAUGCAUUUAUACAGAGCGUACCAUAGUCACAUGGAGUACCUAUCAAGUUUGUCUCUCUUGUUAGUGAAUAAAGUGUCACUGACAACAAGGAGCUCAGUUAUAGAACAAAAUUUCAGAUAGAAUUCAUGUAGAUAAUCCACAAGCAUAUGGAAAUGAAAAAAAUGAAUUGUAACUAUAGAGAAACAUUUUUUUCUCUGUACGUUGACUCCAGGGAAACAUUCACCCAUGAAAGGUACUAAAAAUAGUUUGGAGGACUUGAAUUUUAUUGCUAUAAGGUGUCUAUCCAGCCACAUUGAAAAGUAGCUCUUCUUUGGGCAUUAAAUUUCUAUCAAAUAUACUGCCCAUCAACAAGGUCAGAGGCUUUUGUUGUAUCCACUAAAGUGUACAUGUACUUAUGUCGAAGAGUUUAUUUUCUUACAGGAUACCCUAAACACACAGUGUGGAUAUAAGAUCAGAAAACCUGCAUAUACUGUAAGUUAACCCUUUAACCCCUAAUAGUGACUGGCAUCUAAUUUCUCCUCACCAUAUCACCCCUGAAUCAAACACUAAGGUUAGGAGAAUAAAGGAACUGAUCACUAACCAAAGAAGCUCUUGAUUGUUAUACAAAUUCUCCUUGUCAGCACCUUAGGAAAUGUUUAGGGAACUAUAUGGAGAAUAUGCAUACUGAUGUUAGGAUGUAAAGGGUUAAUUGUCUUUUUGCUGUCUAUCUUGCUUAACGGAUGAUAGUCUACUAGCUAAUAAAAGUAACAAAACUUUAGGAUAUAGGAAGGUGAACUUGUUACAAUUUUGAGACAAAAGAAAAUAUAAUCUUUUGAAUUCCACCCUUGUAGUGGUAUUCCAAUUCUCUACCACCAAUUUGCUUGAAGGAGGAUUGUAUGCUUUGUCCUGAUACAGAAUUUUCAUUACACUUGUAAUUGAAGUAUGCAAUGUAUGUGCCAUGAAAUGGAACAAAUGGUAUCGUUAAAGUAAUUAUGCACUCUGGUUAACAAUGGAAUUUUCUAAUUAAAUUUUUGAAACAGUAAUGCACAUUCUGUGAUACUUAAUUUAUGUUUUUUAACCAUGUCAACUCUAUAUAAUAAUCUCAAGCUUUUUUUAUUAGGAUGCUUUAGUUCCCAGUUAUUUUAAAAAGACAUUACAAAUGCUAAAAAAUAAUACAUUUAGCCUCAUUUUCAGCUCUCAUGUCAACAUUCAACAUCAGUUGAACUGAAUGGUGUUAUGUUUGGUAUGUAUCACUAACGAGAAAGAUUCCACUAACAGGUCUAUUUUUUGAUUCAGGAUACAGAAAGGAGUAAGGUCAUUUACAUCAAAGGCUGUAUUGCAGCAGUCAGAGACUGGUUUAAGGAGAACUUAAUAAUAAUCGGUGGGAUUGCAGUUGGUUUGGCCCUAGUGCAGGUGAGUUCUUUAAAAUUGUCUGUUAAUAAUUGAGUUGUGGUAUGCAUUAUGGAGCUACAGUACAGACCUGGGAGAAGGAGAAUGACUUUGUGCAAUCAUGUUCACAGCUUUUGCCAAGAAUCUUGUAUGGAAUUAUAGAGCAUUGACAAAAGUGUCUAAUUUAUUUGCACAUUUUUGUCGCAGAUUAUGGGAAUUUGUUUUGCAAACAGCCUUAUAACAGAUAUAAAGAUGCAGAAGUCCAGAUGGGACAGGGACUACUACAACUGA